GCGGGGCGGGACAAGAUGGCGGCGCCCAGGCGGUAGCUCGCGUGUUGCGGGCGGAGGGAAGCGGCAGCAGGCCCGGCUCGUCGCCGCCAUGUCGGGCCGCCAAGGAAACAAACUGCCCAGCAACCUGCCCCAGCUGCAGAACCUUAUCAAGCGGGACCCGACCUCCUACACUGAAGAGUUUCUCCAGCAGUACCACCACUACCAGUCCCAUGUGGAGAUUUUCACCUUCCAACCGGACAAGCCCAGUAAGGAGCUGGCUGAACUGGUGAUGUUCCUGGCACAGGUCGCCCACUGCUACCCGGAGCACAUGGCCAGCUUCCCCCAGCACCUGAAGGAGCUGCUCUCCCACCACCACACCGUCCUGGAUGCAGACCUGCGCAUGACGUUCUGUAAGGCUUUGAUCUUGCUAAGAAACAAGAAUCUAAUAAAUCCGACGAGUUUGCUGGAGCUCUUCUUCCAACUGCUGCGGUGUCACGAUAAGCUCCUACGAAAAACUCUGUAUACUCACAUCGUGUCAGACAUCAAGAAUGUCAAUGCUAAACACAAAAACAAUAAAGUAAACACAGCACUGCAGAACUUCAUGUACACUAUGUUGAGAGACAGCAAUCCCACUGCUGCCAAGAUAUCACUGGAUGUGAUGAUUGAACUUUACAGGAGGAAUAUUUGGAAUGAUGCCAAAACAGUGAAUGUCAUCACAACUGCAUGCUUUUCAAAAGUGACAAAGGUAUUAGUUGCUAGUUUGAAGUUCUUUCUUGGGAAAGAUGAAGAUGAGAAACAAGACAGUGACUCCGAAUCUGAGGAUGAUGUUCCCACAGCCAGAGAUCUGAUGAUGCGGUAUGCAACCAACAAGAAAACCACCAAGCGCAAGAAGAAACUGGAAAAAGCGAUGAAGGUCCUCAAGAAACAGAAGAAGAAGAGCAAGCCAGAGGUCUUCAACUUCUCUGCUAUUCACCUGAUUCAUGAUCCCCAAGACUUUGCAGAGAAACUGCUGAAACAGCUGGAGAACUGCAAGGAACGAUUUGAAGUGAAGAUGAUGCUCAUGGACCUAAUAUCUAGGCUGGUUGGAAUACAUGAGCUUUUUCUUUUUAAUUUCUACCCCUUCGUUCAGAGAUUUCUGCAGCCCCAUCAGAGAGAAGUGACAAAGAUUCUUCUGUUUGCUGCACAGGCUUCACAUCAGCUAGUACCACCAGAGAUUAUCCAGUCAGUGCUAAUGACCAUUGCCAACAACUUUGUCACUGACAAGAAUUCUGGGGAGGUCAUGACUGUAGGGAUCAAUGCAAUAAAAGAAAUCACUGCAAGAUGUCCGUUAGCCAUGACUGAAGAUCUGCUCCAAGACCUCGUUCAGUACAAGACUCAUAAAAAUAAAAAUGUGAUGAUGUCUGCAAGAACUCUGAUACACCUUUUCCGUUCUCUGAAUCCAGAGAUGCUGCAGAAGAAAUUCAGGGGUAAGCCUACUGAGGCCUCAUUGGAAGCCAGGAUUCACGAAUAUGGAGAACUGGAUGCCAAAGAUUAUAUUCCAGGAGCAGAAGUACUGGAUAUUGAGAGUCAAAAUGAAAAGGGAGGAACCCAAGAGGAAGAUGGAUGGGAAAGUGCUAGUCUGAGUGAGGAAGAUGAUAAUGAAGAUGGAGAAUGGAUUGAUGUGCAUCACUCCUCAGAUGAGGAGCAGCAAGAAAUAGCAGAGAAGGUGAAAAGCAUGCCCAUAGAGGAACGAAAGGCCAAAGCUGCAGCAGUCAGUACAAGCAGGCUGCUAACUCAAGAAGAAUUCCACAAAAUACGUCUUGCCCAGCUUUCUAAAGAACUUAAUUCUGCACCUGGCAAAGCUGCGAAGAGGAAAAAUAUUGAAAUAGACGAUGAAGAGGAGGAGAGCAGGGGAGAGUUGCUUUCACUCAGAGAUAUUGAACAUCUGCAUAAGAAGCCUAAAUCGGACAAGGAGACCAGACUGGCAACUGCAAUGGCUGGAAAAACAGAUAGGAAAGAAUUUGUGAAAAAGAAAACAAGAAUUAACCCAUUUGCCAGCUCUUCCAACAAAGAAAAGAAAAAGCACAAGAACUUCAUGAUGAUGAGAUAUAGCCAUAGUGUUCGGACGAAAAAUAAGAGGUCUUUCAGGGAAAAACAGCUGGCUCUUCGAGAUGCACUUCUGAAAAAGAGAAAACGGCUGCUGAAAUAACAAAACAGUAAUGGAGAGGAGUACUUCAUCACCCAUGAAGACAUAGCCCUAGAAAUGCUGGUUUCUGCCCCCUGCCACUCCAAAGGAAAAAAGGGACUAAAAUGCCUUACAGAUCAGAAUUACAAAUUGAAUGCUUCCAAGCUCAAGCUGUUGGAUGUAGCAACUAUGGGACAGAUGGAAGAAGCCUUAAUCCUGGCAGGAUUCUGGUUUUUUUUUUUUUUUUUUUUAAAGUAUUCUGGGGAAGAAGGCAAUUAGCUUUUAUUGAAUAUAACUUACAGCUGGUUUUGUAUGUGAAAGUAUUAAAACAUACAACCUUAUUGUAAAAAAUAUUUUACUUGAAGCAAUUAAUGAAUAGAUAAUUGGAAAGAAAGAGUAUUCUGGCUCAGCCUAUGAAAUGUGUAUAUAAUUUCUGUGCCUGUCUUACGGAUGUGAUUUAAUAGACAAAGCCAUUUUGUAAGUGGCUGGUUUUUACCUGUUCAAUAAUAAUAAAAAAACCAAAUCCUUGUAAUACAGGUAAGUUCAAGUGAACAGGUAAGGGGAAGAACAGUUUCAUUAUGCUUUAUGAGAAGAAGACUAAAAUUGGUAUAUGGGAGCUGGUUUUCAUGUAGCCGUUUAAGUAGAAAGUUAGCUUUACAUGCAGGAGAACUAAGGAAUCUUAUUUUCCUGUAUUGGUGCAUCUUGUGGCGGGACUUGCUGGUGUCUGAUUUUUUUUAAGUAUACACGAGAAUAACAUGAACCUGUAGAUUCUUUGUGAAA
This is a messenger RNA of Tyto alba (common barn owl), 2923 nucleotides long. It is a transcript of the gene SDAD1, whose product is annotated as SDA1 domain containing 1. NCBI's taxonomy places the organism in Eukaryota, Metazoa, Chordata, Aves, Strigiformes, Tytonidae. The transcript has 22 exons. Gene Ontology annotation, biological process: ribosomal large subunit export from nucleus; ribosomal large subunit biogenesis. Gene Ontology annotation, cellular component: nucleolus. Bases 89 to 2167 code for a protein of 692 amino acids. The record is from RefSeq and is a predicted model, not a curated record.